Messenger RNA from Struthio camelus australis, 2597 nucleotides. The record is from RefSeq and is a predicted model, not a curated record. NCBI's taxonomy places the organism in Eukaryota, Metazoa, Chordata, Aves, Struthioniformes, Struthionidae.
AUGUGUAUUGAUAAAACUAAUGAAGUGACGACUUGGCUCAGUAUACGAAACACUUCUUUGAAGCUUAUGAUGCAAGGUACUACCAGAGGAGUAGGAGGAUGGGGUGCCAGUAACCAGAGAUACACUAAUGUUAUUCAACCCUCCACCUUUAAAUCUAAUGCAUGGGGUGGCAGCAAAGAUCACGCAAGAGGACUUUUUGGAUCGUCUGAUUUUGGAUCAUCAGGCAGUGGCAGUAGAAAUGUAGACUUUUCACAGAACAGGUUCUCUGCAUUAACGACCAGUCAGAAUAUUGAUGAUGGCUAUAAAGAUGAAGAGGAGAAACUUCUUGAAGGCAUAGUGAAAGACGUGGAAAUUUGGGAAUCUUCAGGACAAUGGAUGUUUUCAUCUUACUCACCUAUGAAAGAAAAGCCUAAUAUCUCAGGUUUUCCAGAUUUCUCGCCAGAAGAGUUGCGUCUGGAGUUUUACAACUGCAGAGCAAACAAUAACAUUCAGAACUAUAUAAAUUCUGUCCAACAGUUAGUGAAACAAUGGAAAAACAGGCUGCUUGAGUUAAAAACUUUGAGCGCAUCAACAAGAGCAGCAUUGCUAUCUGAGCUGAAGAAUGUGGUCAGUCAACCAUUGCCUUCAUUUGGAUUUGGAGGACAGCAAACAUCAGGCUUUGGGUUGUCAAGCUUUCCUGUGAGCAGCAGCAGCAGUAACAGUGCUAGCAAUUUCUCCUUUAAAACAAGUUCUGGUCUUGUCAGUGCAUCAUCUGGAAACGCCCCUGCUUUUGGGAGCUCUUCUGCUGGCCGUGAGCCUCCUGCAUUUGGUGUGAUGUCCUCCCCUAGUGUAUCCCGUUCUCUUGGUUUUGGCAGUCAGUCAACUCCAUCUGCAGCCUCCUUCUCGUUUAAAACUUCUGAAACAACUAGCGUUUUUGGAACUUCUGGGUUUUCAGGGUUUGGCAAUUCUUCUGCUGUGAACUCUUCAAGCACCACCCCACUUACAGCCUUCGGAGCUUUUAAUGCAGCAGUAGCAGCUUCUCCUUCACGUUCAAGUAAUACUUCAUUUGGACAGACUGCCAGCACCCCUGGACAAAGUGUAACAUCAGCGCCUUCUACAGUCACAAACAGUAUUACAUCAGAAAAGUUAUUUACACCAAAGAUGGAACUAUCAGCUGAAGAAUUGAAACAAUUUGAAGCAAAAAAGUUCACAAUGGGAAAGAUUCCUCUUAAGCCACCACCACUAGAACUUUUAAAUGUUUAAGACUUAAAUAUUUAUUCUGAAAUUAGGACAUUCUUAUACAGGUUUAUUUUUUGUAAUUGUUCUAUGACACCUUAAAUACACAAUUUUGGGGAUAAGUAAUGAAUUAAAGUGCCUCCUUGUGAGUUAAAAUUUCAUUUCCUCUCUAAGUUUUCUUCAGUAAUAAAUUCACAAAUGCAAAUGUUUCAACACUGUAUUUAACUUUUCCUUGUUUGUUUUGGAAUGAACUUUUUAAAUCCAAGAAAUGCACUAUUGAAAAUAAAAUUUUGUAGUAAAAGUUCCCUUCUGUACUGUGACAUUAUGGUUAAAAAGAAUGUUAAAGCAAAAACCUUUUGUCAAAAGUAGGAACACUUUGGUAAUGUAUUCACAGCAUACUGAUCUAGAAAGAAGUGGAUACAAUGUAAAGCUGUUUUGGGCCACCUUGCCUUAUGUCUUUCACUAAGACUAAGAGGUUUCAUGCAGCCUUUGACAACUGUUGUCAGUGGACACAGCAGACUUCUGUAUGGUCUGCACCUAGUUAUGUGCUUCUGUGAUGCUGGAGUCAGUUCCCUUUCCCAGCUGAUGCAGUUCAGCUUUUGUUUGUUCUGCUUGAGGUUAUAACGCAUACAUUAAUAUAAUAACAGUUUAGGGGGACGUUUUUAAAAGCAUUUGGCUAACAAGAAACUUGCAGUUUGCUGUUUUGACACGUUAGUUAGUUCCUUACAAAGUUUUAUUACAUUUAUGUGAAUUGAUACAAUUUUGUUGAUGGCUGCAUAUAUUGCCAAUAGCUUUACUGAGUUAAUGAUCUUAAGGUAUGUAUUUUGCCAAGAUGCUAUAAGCAGUGAUCAGAAAUUUUCCAGAAUGAGGUAAUGGAGUCAGCGUGACAAGAACAUUUGUUCUUGACCAGGCCCUUCCUUUAAUGGUUUUAAAUUACUGAACCUCAUAUUUAAGAGGAAAGAAAAAGCUUACUCUGGGGUAAACAUAUAUAGAUUUACUGUUUCUUUGAACAGUUGAAGAUAGCAUUUUAGUUCUUGCUAUGGGCCUAUGAUCAUACCUAAAACUGCACUAUAAAUGUGCUCCCUAACAAAGGUCUAUAGCAUACUGGAAGAUGGUUUGCUUAAAUAGUGAGAAUGAAUUUAAUGUCCAGGAUGUGAACUCAAGAUGACAGACAAUGGGCAGGCAUGCUGCAGGCUUAACAGAAAUUCAGAUGCCUUACAUCAUGUAAGGCUCAGUGUAUAUUCACCAGAAACUUAUGUAUGUUAUCUUACAAUACUGGGUUGCUUGUGUGGAUUUUUCUGGUGAUUGUUUUGUAGAUGAAAUAAGGCAUCUGUUUUUUGUUAUUGUUAAUGACCCUGUACAGGCUUUGUAUAACCCACAAA